Messenger RNA from Pangasianodon hypophthalmus (striped catfish), 1079 nucleotides. It is a transcript of the gene myct1a, whose product is annotated as myc target 1a. The coding region runs from base 108 to 770 and encodes 220 amino acids. The transcript is spliced from 2 exons. Gene Ontology annotation, cellular component: nucleoplasm. NCBI's taxonomy places the organism in Eukaryota, Metazoa, Chordata, Actinopteri, Siluriformes, Pangasiidae. The record is from RefSeq and is a predicted model, not a curated record.
AAAAAAAAAAAAAAAAAAAAAAAAGAGAGAGCAGGGAGUGAAGGAGGAAUCAUCAGGAGGAAUAUACUGGAGGCUGGAGGUGUGAGGGAGCUGGAGGACCAGACUGAAUGUGCAUCUCCGCUCCCUUCUCCUCGGUCAGUCCAGACGGAGCGAUGGCUGAUAACAGCACUCAUCCCAUCCUGGAUAUACUUCAGACCUUCGGCCCGAGAGACUUGAUCCUUGCGUUCUGUCUGUCCAUGGUGGUGGGACUCCUGCUGGGCGCUUUGGUGUACGUGGUCCUCACUUGGAUGGGGCGUCGUCGUGCAUCUGCCACCAUCACCCGCAUGCCGUCACCGCGCUCCUCGGGCCGCCCUUCGUCCCCUCGCACUCUCCCCGCCUUCAGCCGCCAGUGCAGCGCCUACGACCGUCGCAGCAACAACAGCCUGGCCAGCGCUGCCUUCUCCUUCCAUCGGCAAACCUCGUCUUCACCCAUCGAUCACCCCGACCUGCUGGGUCGCAAGGACAGCUUCAGGGCCUCCACCUUCCACCCACUGAUCCAGUGCAGCCAGAUCGCACGUGAAGCCGAGGAAGGAAACCACGGCACCCUGACCAGCAACCCCGGAGCCACCAGCACUAACAGCACAGCCGGCUCCAUGGUCACUCCACCAAGGCCCAGGCCCAGACCGGACUCGUUCUGGGGCAACAGCAGUGUGAGAGGCCUCAGUGCCACACAGACUCCUCCACCGGCGUAUGACAGCAUCAUACGCGCCUAUCAGGAGACCUGCACUUGAGGGAUGAGGAUAAAAUAAGACUUGAUGAUCUCUUGGGGAAUUGGGAGCAGCUUUACAAUGCACAGUGUGAAAACAAAAUUGUAAUUUUUGUUACUGUCAUUGAGGUAGAUGUACAGAGAGAACAACUGUAUGAUAUGAUUACUGACACUUAAAUUGGACAAGCCACUAUUACGGAAUAUCAGUCACAUUCAUUACCAGACUGUGUAAUGACUGAACGCUGAUGACUCAGUAUGCAUGGAGUCAUUGUUAUUAAAAUGUGUCCAUUCACAGUAUAUUUUGUUGAUAUCAUUAAUAAAAAACUGAUUCAGA